Messenger RNA from Raphanus sativus (radish), 1215 nucleotides. RefSeq names its product casein kinase II subunit beta-3. The transcript has 5 exons. The record is from RefSeq and is a predicted model, not a curated record. Gene Ontology annotation, molecular function: protein kinase regulator activity. Gene Ontology annotation, cellular component: protein kinase CK2 complex; cytoplasm. Bases 160 to 948 code for a protein of 262 amino acids. NCBI's taxonomy places the organism in Eukaryota, Viridiplantae, Streptophyta, Magnoliopsida, Brassicales, Brassicaceae.
AUGAUCUUUACAUCUCCUAUGUCCUGUCCUCCACUCUGUGACGAAAAUUAUUUAAAGUAAAACCCUAUUUGUCUCCGUCUUUAUCCCAAUCUUCAGAAAAGUCUUGAGAAUCUCAGUCCCAAUUUUUUCAGUCCUUUUUUUUCUUGGGAGAAUCGAAUUAUGUACAAGGAACGGAGUGGAGGUGGUGGUGGGUCGUCGAGAUCGGAGAUCGUGGGCGGAGCAAUUGAUCGGAAACGAAUCAACGACGCACUCAACAAGAGACUAGAGAAGUCUUCGACAUCCACUUCUAAAGACAAACAUCAGCUUCCAGAUGUGGAAUCUGAAACGGAUAGUGAUGGUUCGGAUGUGAGUGGAUCGGAAGGUGAUGAUGAUGAUGAUGAUACCUCGUGGAUCUCGUGGUUUUGUAAUUUGAGAGGGAAUGAUUUCUUCUGUGAAGUCGAUGAAGAUUAUAUACAAGAUGAUUUCAAUCUCUGUGGGUUGAGUGGUCAAGUUCCUUACUAUGAGUAUGCGCUUGAUCUCAUCCUAGAUGUCGAGUCUUCAAACAGUGAGAUGUUUACUGAAGAACAGAAUGAACUUGUGGAAUCAGCUGCUGAGAUGCUGUACGGUCUUAUUCAUGUUCGUUACAUUUUGACUACUAAAGGACUGGCUGCAAUGGCUGAGAAGUUCAAGAAGUGUGAUUUCGGGAGAUGUCCGAGAGUUUUCUGUUGCGGACAAUCUUGUCUACCAGUUGGACAAUCAGACAUACCGAGAUCGAGUACUGUGAAGAUGUACUGCCCAAAAUGCCAAGACAUAUCUUACCCUCGAUCUAAAUUCCAAGAUAUUGAUGGAGCAUACUUUGGAACCACGUUCCCUCACUUGUUCUUGAUGACUAAUGGGAAUUUGAAGCCUCAGAAACCGACUCAGAACUAUGUCCCAAGAAUCUUUGGCUUUAAGGUACACAAACCAUGAUACUAGUGCCUCUGCGUUCUCUCGAUGGUGAAACAUUGAGCAACUGAAGAUAGCUGCGGUUUGGAUGGAGCAUACCAAUCAAAUCAUUGUAUCGUAGACAGACGAUCUGGACUCGGAAAUGUAAUGUUCCUUCGGUUGGAUUUUUGUGUUUUCUUAUUUCUCUGUUAUUUAUCUAGAUAUUGCUAUGUUCUUCUCAGCAUAUUUUUUUCUAAUUUCAUGUAUAACCUCAGGAAUUGUUCAAUUCAAAGGUUAACAGUAACAACUCAA